This is a messenger RNA of Cyprinus carpio (common carp), 644 nucleotides long. RefSeq lists its product as uncharacterized. NCBI's taxonomy places the organism in Eukaryota, Metazoa, Chordata, Actinopteri, Cypriniformes, Cyprinidae. The record is from RefSeq and is a predicted model, not a curated record.
GAAAUAUCUGAUCCGUCCCGAUCCGGAAUCAUCCAUCAGUCAGAACUCACGGGUCUCUUCCUCAGACUGAAGCUCCCUCUGAAGCUCACCACACUGGCCUGCAUGUUCAGAUCCUUCAGAAACACCACUGACCUGGAGCAGGUGCACUAUCAAGACUUGCUGCAGUUCAUACAGAAGGCUGUACAAGACGUGAAACAGCAAAGUGUUGAGGCAGAGAUCUGGGAUGCGUCAGUGGGCAGUACUGACCUGGAAUCAGUGAGCGACUGGAGCGAUAUAAAUGAAGAACAAAGAGAGACAUGGCUUCAGAGGUUCCAGAAGAUGGAGAUGGCCUUACAAAUGUGUGACACCAGAAACACAGGUUAUGUGGAUAGAGAGCAAGCCAAACGCCUGAUACAGAACUACAGCCUCAUCUUUGAUCUGAAUAUGAGUCCACUAAAGAUCAGCGAGGUCAUGGGUAACACUCAGCGAGAGGGCAAAGUUCACCUCACCUCGACUCUGCAGCAGCUGAAGGAACUAUACUCCUCUUUUCCUUUCACUUAAAUCUAUGCAAAUGCUAUCAUCUUCAUUAAAUGCUCUGUCUAGGAAACAUUAACAAUGAUCCUGUAAAAAAGGCUUUUUUGGAAAACAUUGAAAACUGAGUGAAU